AUGGAUUUGCUGCAGAAGAGGGGUAAAUAUCCUCCCCCUCCUGGUGUUUCGUCAAUAUUAGGUGUUGAGGUUGGUGGGGUUGUUGUAAACGGAGACACUUUUCCUUCAGGCACUCCUGUUGCUUGUCUCCUCCCUGGACUAUCCGAUUUCAAGGCGAAUGGAGGAAAACCCUCAGGCAUUAAAUACGCCCUUGUAUACGCCGCUGGCUCCGGGGCAACGGUUUGUUUGAAUUAUAAGGAGUUGGGGGCAUCGCUGGCGGAUGAAGUACUCAAGUAUACAGAGGGCCGAGGAGUAGAUAUUGUUCUUGAUUGUGUUGGAUCUUCUUUAUUUGAUCAAACCCUAAAAUCCCUAAAAACAGACGGAAUGGUUUAUGAGGGUUUGCAGGUGGAUAUUAUACGGUUGUUUAGGGGGAAAUAA
Molecule: messenger RNA, 417 nt
Organism: Eimeria maxima
Lineage: Eukaryota; Apicomplexa; Conoidasida; Eucoccidiorida; Eimeriidae
Product: quinone oxidoreductase, putative
Exons: 6
Coding region: 1-417 (138 amino acids)
Source: RefSeq, a predicted model, not a curated record